AUGGAGUAGUGUUAGAAGUUAGAAUAUUAAUUUAAUACAAUAUUAAAAUAUUUAGUAUACGUGUCACUCAUCUAAUAUGAGAUAAUUGCAAUAUAAUUGGAAUAUUCUUUCUAAUAUGAUUUUUUUUAGUUAAAAAGAAUAUGAAAACAUAAAUAGUGCAGAAGAACCAUAAAGGUUCUGUAACAGAAAUAACUAACUGAAAGAACAUUUGUGAGAGGGAAAGAGAGAUUGGAAAACAGAGAAGGAGAAAUGGCAAGCAAUGCCAGGCAAGAGAGAAGGAGAAGAAUUGUGGAAAGAGGGAGUGAUAGGUUGGCACUAAUCACAGGCCAAAUCCAAAAUCUGAAUGAAUCACCAUCCUCAACCCCCACUUAUCAACAGAGGCAUCAUGCACACACCGAAUCCUCCCCAUCAAUUAUGUACUCUCCUUAUGAUCAUUCUCAAAUUAAUGCCGAGGGUCUAGAUGGUGCUUCUGUUGCCAAGCUGACGAAACUUAGGACUAUUAAUGGAAUUCCAGAAUCCAAAAACUUCGAUAGCCCAAAGAAACCUGAAUCUCGAUUUCGAAAUAAUGCAACAAGUCCUGAGAAAAUAAGACCUCAAGUUUUUGAUACCAAGACAGAAAUACAGGAAUCUGUUAUAGUGGCUACAAAUUCACCAUUAGUUCCGAAUGAAUCAAAUCAUCAUUACAGAUUCUUCUCUUCCAAGCGGAUCAAUGCCUGCAUCAUUUCUUCCGAGAGAAGGCGCGCGAUGUGUUCUCUUAUAGUAGCUUUUCUAGUGGUUAUAUCACACAUUGGUUACCCACUUUUCUCAGCUAACAUUGUUCGUUCAGAAAGCGUCAUUGCCUCAAGGCCAUUAUACAUAAUCCUGCUUACUGAUGUAGCAAUUGUGCUUGGUCACAUGUUUCACGAGAGCGGAAAUAAUGGCUCUGAGGAGGCUGAGGCAGAAAGAAUGGAACCCAACAAGGAAGAUGGAGAUAACUGGGAUGGUGCAGUCAAGCUAUUGGAGAGAGGUCUGGUCCUGUAUCAAGCCAUCCGAGGCAUCUUUAUUGACUGCAGUGUUUAUCUGGUUGUGGUUAUCUCUGGCCUCUCUUUACUGUAAAUCUUUAUCUUCAAGAUUAAUUAACAAUUUUGCUGCACAUAUUAUAUAGCUGUGCAGCUGCAAAAUAAUUUUUUGUUGCUCAUGCUGUAGUAGCUUUCAAUCUUAAGGUUUGCUCUGUUGUGGCGCAAAGGUCGCAUAUUCAAGUCUUGAAUUUAGUCCUCGACAAUGUAAUGAUCUUUUGAAAUUUUGUUCUGUGGUGCCAAUUAUUAUGAGAUUAUGCUCUUUGGUUUUUCAUUUA
Molecule: messenger RNA, 1333 nt
Organism: Ricinus communis (castor bean)
Lineage: Eukaryota; Viridiplantae; Streptophyta; Magnoliopsida; Malpighiales; Euphorbiaceae
Exons: 2
Coding region: 250-1095 (281 amino acids)
Source: RefSeq, a predicted model, not a curated record